GCUGGAGUGCUCCCACUGGCAGCGGGCGGACGCGGCGGGCGGCAGCACGUGGAGCUGCUCAGGGCCCAGCACCGAGAGAGCGCCCUGCGUGGUGUACUGCCACGCCAACGCGGGCAGCCGCCUGGAGGCGCAGGAGGUUCUGGGCUGGGCGCUGGAGCUGGGGUGCUCGGUAUUCGCCUUCGACUUCGCGGGCUCCGGCAUGUCGGAAGGUGAGCACGUCUCGCUCGGAUGGUACGAGCAGCUUGACCUCCAGGCCGUCAUCGAGUACCUACGGAGGAGCUGCAACGUGGGGUCGAUCGCCGUCUGGGGCCGCUCCAUGGGCGCGGUCACCACGCUGUUGUACACCGACAAGACGCGCGAGCGCCCCGAGGUCAGCGCCGUGGUGCUCGACUCCCCGUUCUCGCGCUUCGACACCGUGGCCGCCUCCAUGGUGGAGACCCAGAGCCAGAGGCUGAUGGGCGACGGGUGUUUCGUUCCAGGCUGCAUGGCGUCCCCGUUCAUCGCCAUGGUGGCCAGCUCCAUCAAGGGGACGGCGGGCUUCAACCCCAGCGACCUCGACCUGGUCAAGUGCGCCGAGAGGGCGCAGGCCAACACGUCGCGCGGGUCGGCGCGGAGGAAGUUAGCGUUGCCCAGGGGCCACGGCGCCCCGUGCAUUAUUGCGGGCGACCCGCUGCACGAUCACAUCAACUCGCGGAAGCUCUGGAGCGCCAAGAACGGCGACGCCAAUUGCCUGGCGCAGACCACGUUGACGGCGAAGAUUCUCCCGCGCACCGCUAUGAGGAACGUGCCCGCCAAGUUCGGGCAGAAGGCGUCGCCAGUAUGGGAAGCCUCGUUCGUCGCCGUUCCGCCACGGGGCACGCUCGCGCGCUUGGCGCGGCUCUUCGGAUGCGAGCCCCGCCCCACCAUGGAGGGUUGGGCCUGGCGCUCUCGGCAGGAGUUGAAGAAGGAGGCGGCGCGCAUGCACGCGCGGCGCCAACCCGGCCAGCGGACAACGAUGCGCAAGCGCGGCCUCCAGCGGGGCGCCGCUCCGCUGCAGUGCGUCGUGGCCAGCGCCCGGCGAAGAUGA
Molecule: messenger RNA, 1066 nt
Organism: Prorocentrum cordatum
Lineage: Eukaryota; Dinophyceae; Prorocentrales; Prorocentraceae
Source: the annotation of a GenBank genome assembly